AUGCAAAAAACUACUGUGGCUUUGCUUGCCCAAGGCUCCAUCGCUCUCACAUCCCCGGUCCCGUCGUGGAAGGUUGUAUCAUCUUCCAAGAUACAUGGAAAUGCCACCGAGCUCUCUAUCUCUGGUAUUGACACCUCUUCAUGGUAUACUAUCGGCUCCAAGGGCACUUUAAUGGCCACGUUGAUCGAGAAUAAUGUUUAUAACGAGAACGACCUAUUUUACUCCACCAACCUGCAAGAUGUCAAUACAGCGCAGUUCCGAGUACCAUGGUACUACCGCUCCGAAGGCAUCUUGAGCAAAGAAGAUACAGCAAACCACUACUACACGCUCAAGACUAAUGGUAUCUCGUCAAGAGCAGAUAUCUGGCUUAAUGGAAAACUUGUAGCCGACAAGAACACGCAAGCUGGUGCUUAUACGGGGCUGGAGUACGAUAUUACCGAAAAGAUACAACCCAAUGGGAAAGACAAUGUCCUCUUGAUCAAAGUCUAUCCAACCGACUACAACCGAGACUUUGCACUUGGCUUCGUUGACUGGAACCCGUACCCACCGGACAAUGGCACUGGUAUCUGGCGCGAUGUGGAACUGAAAAGAACGGGACAAGUGAGCAUCAGCAGUCCAAGAGUGACUACACGCGCGGCGCUUGACGGAAACAUUGAUAUCUUCUUAGAUGUCAAGAACAUGAAUAAGAAGACAGGUGCCAACGGCACAAUUCACUGCGCUGUAAUUGACCCCGACGGCGUCGCAGCUUCAACCGCAACUGUCAAGUUUGAGCUCAGAAGCGGCCAAAAAGAGACGGCUUCUCUUCCGGUUGAAAUCAAUAAUCCUAAAAUUUGGUGGCCACGACAAUGGGGAGAUCAGCCAUUGUAUAGCGUACAGUGUAAUGCUUCCACUUCCAACACACUUUCCGAUAUCACACCUUCCGUCCGCUUCGGCAUCCGCACUGUAACAUCAACCCUGAACACCGUGUACAACGACACCACCUUCCAUGUCAAUGGAGAGCGAUUCCAAGUCCUCGGCGCAGGCUACACAUCCGACAUGUUCCUGCGCUUCAACGAAGAUAAGUUACGCGCCCAAUUCGAAUACGUCCUGGCCAUGGGCCUAAACACUGUCCGCCUAGAAGGCAAGCAAGAGCACCCAUUUCUCUACUCGCUCGCCUCAGAAAUGGGCAUCAUGCUCCUCGCAGGUUGGGAAUGCUGCGACAAAUGGGAAGGCUGGUCUUACAACGACGAAGGUGGCGGCGCAAAAUGGUCGGACGCAGACUACACCAUUGCAAAACACUCCAUGAACCACGAAGCAGAAAUGAUGCAACCUCACCCCAGCAUGCUCGGCUUCCUCGUCGGCAGCGACUUCUGGCCUGACGACCGAGCAACAGAAAUCUACCUCUCCGCCCUCAAAAGCAAGAACUGGGAUACCCCCAUCAUCGCUUCCGCCAGCAAACGCGGCUCACCCGACGCCCUCGGAAGCGGGGGCAUGAGAAUGGAAGGCCCUUACGACUGGGUCCCACCAAACUACUGGUAUGACCCCUACGGCCGUCUAGGCAGCGCAGCGGGUUUCGGCUCUGAACUUGGUGCUGGCGUCGGCACCCCUGAACUGGGUUCUCUAACCCGUUUCUUAUCCAAAGACGAUAUAAGUGACUUGUGGCAAGCACCGGAUAAGGGGUUAUACCACAUGUCCACGAACACGUCUUCGUUUUACACUCGCUCCAUUUACAACGAUGCCCUUUGGGCGCGCUAUGGUAAACCAACUAGUCUGAAGGAUUAUGUGCUUAAGGCACAGAUGAUGGAUUAUGAAGCUACCAGAUCGCAGUUCGAAGCUUACCUUUCCCGAUGGAUAGCCGAGCGACCGGCUACGGGGCUUGUGUAUUGGAUGCUGAAUAACGCGUGGCCGGCGCUGCAUUGGAAUCUUUUUGACUACUACCUGCACCCCCAAGGCGCGUUCUUCGGCGUGCAGACUGCAUUGAAAGAUCUUCAGACCCUUGUGUACGACUACCAGGCCAAAGAUGUAGUCUUCAUCGAUCGGCGCAGUGCUGCACAUAGGAAGGGAAAGAGUACCGUGCAUGUCAACGCUCAGGUACUUAGUCUCACCGGCGCUGUGGUGUGGGAGAAGAAAGUCGACGUUGACACGAAAGGCAUGGAAGUGAGGAGGAUGUUUGAAGUAGGGGGUUUGGGCAAGAGGAACGAAACAGUGUUACUACGUCUUCUUCUCACGACACCCACCGGUUCUUCAUCUACCAGCAACACUACCACCACCCCCUUCUCCCACAAAACCUACUGGAUCGCACCCACCCCCGACAAAAUGGACUGGGAUAACUCAUCCUGGUACUCCACGCCUGUAACAUCCUUCUCAGACCUCACAGAUCUGUCACGUGUCUCACCCGCAGACGUGCAUGUAACAUUUGACGGCAAGAAAGUGUCGUUGCUGAACAAGAGCAGUGUGCCAGCGGUUUUUCUACGAUUGAAUCUCGUGGAUAAGGAGGGUGAGGAUGCGGUACCGGUUGUUUGGAGCGAGAAUUAUAUUACACUUUGGCCGGGGGAGAGUAUGGAUGUUGGUGUGCGGUGGGGAGGAGGCGGUACAAAGGAGGGGGUGAGAGUGGUGCUUGACGGGGGGAAUGUGGAGGAGAAGAGUGUUGGGGUGUCUUCUGGGGAGAUGUAA
Pyrenophora tritici-repentis Pt-1C-BFP is the source of this 2652-nucleotide messenger RNA. RefSeq names its product LacZ, Beta-galactosidase-beta-glucuronidase. NCBI's taxonomy places the organism in Eukaryota, Fungi, Ascomycota, Dothideomycetes, Pleosporales, Pleosporaceae. Gene Ontology annotation, biological process: carbohydrate metabolic process. Gene Ontology annotation, molecular function: hydrolase activity, hydrolyzing O-glycosyl compounds. The record is from RefSeq and is a predicted model, not a curated record.